CACAGCAACACCGGGCGUCUGCGUCAGGAGGGCACACUCCACUCUGCGCAAUUACGCGGAUUCCUAACUGGCACAGUUAUCAGAGAAAGACCAAAAGGCAAUUUUCCCAGCUACGGAAAAGGUUGAAAUGGACUUUCCAUCCUGAUAGAUUCAAGGACUUCCUUAGAGCACGUCAAUGCAGUUUACGGUACAACAGCUGUGCAUGUUAUGAUAUGAUUUUUACUCAUGUGCUCUGAGCACAGCUUUAAAUAGUUGUCUUAUAAAUAGACUUUUUUUUCUUUUUAAAUAGCUUUCUUUUUUCUCUAAAAUUGGCUCCCGUACAAACAGCCGCGUUGGAUCCCUCGGCUUAUUGCGAGACUCCGGUGUAUAACCCGGAUCUCUGCCCUAAUAUGAUAGCCGCCCAGGCAAAAUUGGUGUAUCACCUAAACAAAUACUACAACGAGAAAUGUCAGUCUCGAAAAGCAGCCAUCUCCAAGACCAUCCGGGAGGUGUGCAAGGUGGUAUCGGAUGUCCUGAAGGAGGUCGAGGUGCAGGAGCCCCGCUUCAUCAGUUCUCUCAGCGAGAUGGAUAAUCGUUUUGAGGGACUGGAGGUCAUUUCACCCACCGAGUUCGAGGUUGUACUCUAUCUGAAUCAGAUGGGAGUGUUCAACUUUGUGGAUGACGGGUCUCUUCCGGGCUGCGCCGUGCUCAAGCUCAGCGACGGCCGCAAGAGAAGCAUGUCUCUCUGGGUUGAAUUCAUCACAGCCUCCGGUUACCUCUCGGCGCGCAAAAUCCGGUCGAGAUUUCAGACACUGGUGGCGCAGGCAGUGGAUAAAUGCAGCUACCGAGAUGUUGUCAAAAUGGUCGCUGACACAAGUGAGGUGAAGUUGCGCAUUAGAGACAGAUAUGUGGUGCAAAUCACGCCGGCUUUCAAGUGCACUGGGAUCUGGCCACGAAGCGCUGCGCACUGGCCUCUCCCUCACAUCCCCUGGCCGGGACCUAACCGAGUGGCAGAAGUCAAAGCGGAAGGUUUCAAUCUUUUAUCCAAAGAGUGCUACUCCCUGAACGGCAAGCAGAGCUCAGCAGAGAGCGAUGCCUGGGUCUUGCAGUUCGCCGAGGCCGAGAACCGGCUGCUCCUGGGUGGAUGCAGGAAGAAAUGCUUGUCAGUCCUCAAAGCCUUACGCGACCGUCACCUAGAACUGCCCGGACAACCCCUGAACAACUACCACAUGAAAACUUUGGUUUCCUACGAGUGUGAGAAGCAUCCCAGGGAGUCGGACUGGGAUGAGAACUGCCUUGGCGACCGCCUAAACGGGAUACUAUUGCAGCUUAUUUCAUGUUUGCAGUGCAGAAGGUGCCCGCAUUAUUUCCUGCCCAAUUUAGACCUGUUUCAAGGGAAACCUCACUCUGCUCUUGAGAAUGCAGCCAAACAGACUUGGCGACUGGCAAGAGAAAUACUGACCAACCCCAAAAGCUUGGAGAAACUCUGAGGUAAAAAAAAAAAAAAAAAAAAAAAA
Messenger RNA from Micropterus salmoides (largemouth bass), 1496 nucleotides. It is a transcript of the gene mab21l1, whose product is annotated as mab-21-like 1. The transcript has a single exon. The coding region runs from base 390 to 1469 and encodes 359 amino acids. Lineage: Eukaryota; Metazoa; Chordata; Actinopteri; Centrarchiformes; Centrarchidae. The record is from RefSeq and is a predicted model, not a curated record.